AUGUCGGGCCGUAAUAACCUAACAACCUGCUUUAUUGGCCGUGGCCCCGGAGGCAUCCUACAGCGUCAUUAUACCUGCCCUUUCCAGCAGCUCCAGAAGGUCAACAGUCUGUCUGGCUGGGCCCAACCAUGAGUGAGGGGCUGAGGAGGGGAACCUGGGACUAACUGAGUAGAGGGACCCAAUUAACGUCCAAAAGAGCCCCCUGCGACAGAGCUGAACCAAGGAGAAUCACAUACACAAGCACACUGUCUGGCUGCUGCUACUCAUCAUCUGGAGGAGGUGUUAUGGUGUGGGGGUGCUUUGCUGGUGACACUGUCUGUGAUGUAUUUAGAAUUCAAGGCACACUUAACCAGCAUGGCUACCACAGCAUUCUGCAGCGAUACGCCAUCCCAUCUGGUUUGGGCUUAGUGGGACUAUCAUUUGUUUUUCAACAGGACUAUUUUACCAAGAAGGAGAGUGAUGGAGUGCUGCAUCAGAUGACCUGGCCUCCACAAUCCCCCGACCUCAACCCAAUUGAGAUGGUUUGGGAUGAGUUGGACAGCAGAGUGAAGGAAAAGCAGCCAACAAGUGCUCAGUAUAUGUGGGAACUCCUUCAAGACUGUUGGAAAAGCAUUCCAGGUGAAGCUGGUUGUGAGAAUGCCAAGAGUGUGCAAAGCUGUCAUCAAGGCAAAGGGUGGCUAUUUGAAGAAUCUCAAAUAUAACAUAUAUUUUGAUUUGUUUAACACUGUUUUGGUUACUACAUGAUUCCAUAUGUGUUUUUUAAUAGUUUUGGUGUCUUCACUAUUAUUCUACAAUGUAAAAAAUUGUAAAAAUAAAGAUAAACCCUUGAAUGAGUAGGUGUGUCCAAACUUUUGACUGAUAGUGUAUAUAUUGCCUCCUAAUAUUGUAACAAUCUGUGUGUCUCUUCAUUGGCCUGGGCUAUAGUUUGUUUGAAUUCAAGGCCAGAUUGAUCUCAGUUUGUCAGUGUCAGUGUAGACACUCAUUUCGGUAAUUUGUGUGGUAUUAAAAAUGAUUCAGCUAAUGUCUUCUGUCAUGUAAAUGACGUAGAAUUGCAUGAAAUGUGUUUUUAAAAGGCUGAUUUCUUUCGGACCCUGCUAACAAAUGUUCCCCCAUGUGUGUAAAUCCUAAAAACGCCUCUGCUCAACUGUAGCCUAUGCCACAUGGCAAACGUUAUUAUGGCUUUAUUAUAAAAGGCUUUUUCAUCAACAGUAAAUUUACCACGCAUCAAAUUGCAUCUUAGUGCACAAUUUGUUCACGGAAAAUGAUGGUGUGCCGGGAAGGGGUUGUUCGAGGGGGCAGGGGGUAUGAGAGAAAGUGUCCCCGGCCCUGAUUACACCUUGUAUCCUUUAAGACCAAUGGUCCAAUGAGUUAAUUGAAACACUGCUAAUUUCAUUACAUAAUGGCCUUGUGUGUGUGCUUGGCUCCCAACAGCCUGCAGUGGCAUUGAUAAGAUCAUUAGGUAAAUGCUGAGCCACAGACCGCAAUUUGAAUAGCUGCCAUCAGACGAGCAUAAAUCUCUCAAUAAGUGAAUUAAAAAUAAGCAAAGUUGUCAGCACAGUGCAUGAACAGACUGUGGCAUGAGUUACAGAGCUAGCCUAAUGCCUUGGAGUUUGGUCUACUAAUCCUGAAGCUUGUUUGCCAUUGACUAGAAAUAUGAUUUUAAAAAUGUAUAUCAUUGAUCCCAUAUAUUAUGGAAACCGACCCAUUCCUAUUCAAAGACCACUAUAACAGUAUUGCAUGGGCACUAGUACAACUGUGUCUAUUUGUUUGAAUUAAUUUAGACUUAUUGUAAGCGACUUUAAACUCACAUUUGUAAGAUAGUCACCAAGAACAAAAUCCAUCCAGAGCUUCCCAAAGACUCCCAUUGUAAAAUGUUACCCACAUGCUAAAAGUUUUCCCCUAAGGGAUCUAGCUUCUCAGAGAGGAAGGUUUAUGUUAGUCCUCUCAGCUCAGCUCUGCCAGUUAUGCCAAUUUCUCUGUAUCGUGCUCAGCCUCUCACUCUGUCCCCACACUGAUAAGCUGAGCUAGAAAAUACGACAAAACACAUUCCUUACCUGAGGAUUUUUUCCAGACUCAUCCCCUGAGGCAGGAAGUAGAGCCAUGUUUAAUUCAUGCAGCCAAUAAAGAGCCAGGGGAGCGAUGAGUCAGCAAAUAUCUCAGUUUGCCGCCCAGCAGGUGCUUAAUUGCCCUGCUUAUCCUCCUAGACAUUGAUUGUAGCGUGCAGGAGUUAACCAACACCACUUACAGAACAACUGAAAAGAUGAGCAUGCACUGUAGGGGCAAACAUUUAUUCUACUGGCUCUGUCUAUAUUAUCUGUGAGACUUAAUUGGCUUUUGGGCUUUUUCGUUCAUUAAGAUACAGUUGAGUUGUGGUUUGAAGACGGAGCGUGUAUUACGGAUGCUAUGAUUUUUACGUACAACUCAAAUAUGGAACCAAUUAAACUAAAAGGAACCCUAAGUUACUUGGUUGCACAAAUAUCUUUAUCUGUAUCCGCUCUCAUGUUUUACCGUGGGUAGUGUGUUUUACUGUGGGUAGUAUGUUUUAGUAUAUAUUUUUUUACUGUGGGUAGUAUGGAUUACUGUGGGUAGUAGUAUGGUUUACUGUGGGUAGUAUGGUAGUAUGGUUUACUGGGGGUAGUAUGGUAGUGUUUUACUGUGGGUAGUUUAUUUUACUGUGGGUAGUAGGUUAAACAAAUCAAAAUAUAUUUUAUAUUUGAGAUUCUUCAAAUAGUCACCCUUUCCCUUGAUGACAGCUUUGCACACUCUUGGCAUUCUCUCAACCAGCUUCAUGAGAUAGUCACCUGGAAUGCAUUUCAAUUAACAGGUGUGCCUUCUUAAAAGUUAAUUUGUGAAAUGUAUUUCCUUCUUAAUGCGUUUGAGCCAAUCAGUUGUGUUGUGACAAGGUAGGGGGGGGGUAUACAGACGAAAGUCCUAUUUGGUAAAAGACCAAGUCCAUAUUAUGGCAAGAACAGCUCAAAUAAGCAAAGAGAAACGACAGUCCAUCAUUACUUUAAGACAUGAAGGUCAGUCAAUACGGAACAUUUCAAGAACUCUGAAAGUUUCUUCAAGUGCAGUUGCAAAAACCAUCAAGUGCUAUGAUGAAACUGGCUUUCAUGAGGACCACCACAGGAAUGGAAGUCCCAGAGUUACCUCUGCUGCAGAGGAUAAGUUCAUUGCAGCCCAAAUACAGUGGCUUGCGAAAGUAUUCACUCCCCUUGGCAUUUUUCCUAUUUUGUUGCCUUACAACCUGGAAUUAAAAUAUUUUUUUGGGGGGGGGGUUGUAUCAUUUGAUUUACACAACAUACCUACCACUUUGAAGAUGCAAAAUAUUUUUUCUUGUGAAACAAACAAGCAAUCUUUAAGUCAUACCACAUAUUCUCAAUUUGAUUGAGGUCUGGGCUUUGACUAGGCCAUUCCAAGACAUUUAAAUGUUUCCCCUUAAACCACUCGAGUGUUGCUUUAGCAGUAAGCUUAGGGUCAUUGUCCUGCUGGAAGGUGAACCUUUGUCCCAGUCUCAAAUCUCUGGAAGUCUGAAACAGGUUUCCCUCAAGAAUUUCCCUGUAUUUAGCGCCAUCCAUCAUUCCUUCAAUUCUGACCAGUUUCCCAGUCCCUGCCGAUGGAAAAACAUCCCCACAGCAUGAUGGUGUUCUCUGGGUGAUGAGAGGUGUUGGAUUUGCGCCAGACCUAGCGUUUUCCUUGAUGUCCAAAAAGCUCAAUUUUAGUCUCAUCUGACCAGAGUACCUUCUUCCAUAUGUUUGGGGAGUCUCCCAAAUGGCUUUUGGUGAACACCAAAUGUGUUUGCUUAUUUUUUUCUUAAAGCAAUGGCUUUUUUCUGGCCACUCUUCCGUAAAGCCCAGCUCUGUGGAGUGUACGGCUUAAAGUGGUCCUAUGGACAGAUACUCCAAUCUCUGCUGUGGAGCUUUGCAGCUCCUUCAGGGUUAUCUUUGGUCUCUUUGUUGCCUCUCUGAUUAAUGCCCUCCUUGCCUGGUCCGUGAGUUUUGGUGGGCGGCCCUCUCUUGGCAGGUUUGUUGUGGUGCCAUAUUCUUUCCAUUUUUUUAUAAUGGAUUUAAUGGUGCUCUGUUGGGAUGUUCAAAGUUUCAGAUAUUUUUUUAUAACCCAACUGUGAUCUGUACUUCUCCACAACUUUGUCCCUGACCUGUUUGGAGAGCUCCUUGGUCUUCAUGGUGCCGCUUGCUUGGUGGUGCCCCUUGCUUAGUGGUGUUGCAGACUCUGGGGCCUUUCAGAACAGGUGUGUAUGUGUAUAUAUAUAUAUAUAUAUAUAUAUACUGCGAUCAUGUGACAGAUCAUGUGACACUUAGAUUGCACACAGGUGGACUUUAUUUAACUAAUUAUGUAACUUCAGAAGGUAAUUGGUUGCACCAGAUUUUAUUUAGGGGCUUCAUAGCAAAGGGGGUGAAUACAUAUGCACGUACCACUUUAUCAUUAUUAAUUUUUUAGAAUUUUUUGAAACAAGUUAUUUUUUUCAUUUCACUUCAACAAUUUGGACUAUUUUGUGUAUGUCCAUUACAUGAAAUCCAAAUAAAAAUCCAUUUAAAUUACAGGUUGUAAUGCAACAAAAUAAGGGGGAUGAAUACUUUUGCAAGGCACUGUAAAUGCUUCACAGAGUUCAAGUAACAGACACAUCUCAACAUCAACUGUUCAGAGGGGACUGUGUGAAUCAGGCCUUCAUGGUCGAAUUGCUGCAAAGAAACCACUACUAAAGGACACCAAUAAGAAGAAGAGACCUGCUUGGGCAAAGAAACACGAGCAAUGGACAUUAGACCAGUGGAAAUUUGUCCUUUGGUCUGGAGUCCAAAUUGGAGAUAUUUGGUUCCAACCGCCGUGCCUUUGUGAGAUGCGGUGUGGUUGAACGGAUGAUCUCCGCAUGUGUAUUUCCCACCGUAAAGCAUGGAGGAGGAGGUGUUAUGGUGUGGGGGUGCUUUGCUGGUGACACUGUCUGUGAUUUAUUUAGAAUUCAAGGCACACUUAGCCAGCAUGGCUACCACAGCAUUCUGCAGCGAUACGCCAUCCCAUCUGGUUUGGGCUUAGUGGGACUAUCAUUUGUUUUUCAACAGGACAAUGACCCAACACACCUCCAGGCUGUGUAAGGGCUAUUUUACCAAGAAGGAGAGUGAUGGAGUGCUGCAUCAGAUGACCUGGCCUCCACAAUCCCCCGACCUCAACCCAAUUGAGAUUGUUUGGGAUGAGUCGGACCGAGGAGUGAAGGAAAAGCAGCCAACAAGUGCUCAGCAUAUGUGGGAACUCCUUCAAGACUGUUGGAAAAGCAUUCCAGGUGAAGCUGGUUGAGAGAAUGCAAAGCAGUCAUCAAGGGAAAGGCUGGCUAUUUGAAGAAUCUCAAAUAUAAAAUAUAUACUUUUUUGGUUACUACAUGAUUCCAUAUGUGUUAUUUUAUAGUUUGAUGUCUUCACUAUUAUUAUACAAUGUACAAAUAAAGAAAAACCCUUGAAUGAGUAGGUGUGUCCAAACUUUUGACUGGUAGUGUAUAUUUUACUGUGGGUAUUAUGGUAGUGUGUUUUACUGUGGGUAGUAUGGUAGUAUGCUUUACUGUGGGUAGUAUAUUUAACUGUUGGUAGAAUGGAAGUAAUUUUUUUACUGUAGGUAGUUUUUAUUUAAUAAUGUGGGUAGUAUGUUUUUAAUGUGGGUAGUAUGUUUUAACUGUGGGUAGAAUGGUAGUGUGUUUUACUGUGGUAGUAUGUUAGUGUGUUUUACUGUGGUAGUAUGGUAGUGUGUUUUACUGUGGGUAGUAUGGUAGUGUGUUUUACUGGAGUAGUAUAUUUUACUGUGGGUAGGAUGGUAGUGUGUUUUACUGUGGGUAGUAUGGUAGUAUGUUUUACUGUGGGUAGUAUGUUUUACAGUGGGUAGUAUGGUUUACUGUGGGUAGUAUGGCAGUAUGUUUUACUGGGGGUAGCAUGGCUUUCUUGGCUUCUUUCACUUCAAGGAUAUAAAUUGUUCUCUUGAACUGUGUUAUUGCUGUUCACCUUUAACAGUCAUGAUGUUGGUCUUCUUCUCCCACUCCUAUUAUCCGUGACUAAGUGACCAGUAAGAUUACAACCUCCCUGUUUCUGCAGCUGUGCUCUGCCAUUUGCCAGAGGCCCUUUAAAGCAUGGUGUUGGCGCAGCGUCCCCACCUGCCAGACCAUCAAAAAGCCGUCCAAGCAGGAGAGCUACCAGCUGGGAGAUACUAGAGAGCCCAGUCAUGCCAACCCCGUAGAGCCAGAGCCCAUGGCAUCCGAAAGGGUGUACCCACAACACCAAUCUGGUUUUGGAACACAUGCCUCCCCCAGCCCUCCUCCCUCAGUGUGGCACAUGAUGCCUGCGUUGAAACAUUGUAUGUGUGUGACUGACUGACCGUGUCUCUUCCUCUUCUCCCUCAGAUCCCAUCUGAUGCCGAGGCUGAAGGAAUCGCGGUCUCACGAGUCGUUGCUCAGCCCCAGCAGUGCAGUAGAAGCUUUAGAUCUCAGCAUGGAGGAUGAGGUGUUGAUCAAACCGGUGCACAGCAGCAUCCUGGGCCAGGACUACUGCUUCGAGGUGAGCCCACCCCACACCACCACCACUGCCUCUCAUGACUGUCGCAGCUCAAGGCUCGCUGACUCUUUUUAAUAGUAUUUCUUAGGAUCCUAAACCUCUGUAUAUAAUGCAUUGUGUUUAAUCUACUCUUCAUUUCAUCGCCAUUACAUAUGUCUUAAAACCAGCAGGUCUCUGACUGUCUGUCAAGCAGCCAGUGCCUUUGGGUAGUGUGAGUGUGUGGCUGGGCAUUUGUUAGGGAGGAGGGUCUCUCUGCCCCUCCGCUUUCUGCCCGGCAGGGGCCUGUGUGUCUGCCUGACCCAUCUGUUGGCAUCUCCAUGCUCCUGCUCUCUGUGGAUCUGCUCGGAGAGGUGAGCGCCAAGGGGUCCCCAAUCACAAGGAUUUACUGCCUAUUAUGCUAAAGCACGCUGCCAGCUGGACAGACCAUGGCUCUGUGACCGAGAGGACGUCUGACGGGGUCAGCCAUAAAACGACAAGCGUUUCUCUCGUGAACAAGUGCAAGAGGAUUUCAAUGGCUGUCCAGGCUCAUUGUUUAGUCUGGUAUCAGUGUGCACUGUGCAGACCCUGCAGCUCAGCUGGAAUGUGUGUGUGUGUGUGUGAUACCCAACCCUGCUUUAGAUGAUACACACAGGCCAUCCUAUGGGUGUUUUUCAUGAUCCAUUACCUAAAGGGAAGGGCUUAAUCAUCUGCCAUACUUUCACAGGUAACCACUUCCACUGGAACCAAAUGCUUUUCGUGCCGGUCAUCUGCCGAGAGGGACAAAUGGAUGGAGAACUUAAGGAGAGCUGUACAUCCAAACAAGGUAAACCCUAUGCUAUAUAGCGUAUAGGGCCCUCUGUGGAAGAAAAUAAUAAUACAAUAGAAUACAUGUCAAAGUACCCAGGAAAAGUCUCACAUGAUGUUUUUCACAGGACAACAGUCGGCGUGUGGAGAACCUUCUAAAAUUGUGGAUUAUUGAGGCCAAGGACCUUCCAGCCAAGAAAAGGUAUUUCUGUGAGUUGUGUCUGGAUGACACGCUUUACGCACGGACUACCUGCAAACUGAAAACAGACAAUGUGUUCUGGGGAGAGCACUUUGAGUUCAACAACUUACCUGCCAUCAAAAGUGUCACCGUCCACCUGUACAAGGAGACGGACAAAAAGAAAAAGAAGGACAAGAACAGCUAUGUGGGCCUGGUCAACAUUCCCGCCGGCGCCGUCACGGGACGCCAGUUUGUGGAGAAGUGGUACUCUGUGAGCACGCCCAACCCGAACAAAGGGAAAACUCCCGGACCUAUGAUUCGGCUCAAGUCGCGGUACCAGAGCAUGAGUAUCCUGCCCAUGGAGUCAUAUAAGGAGUUUGCAGAGUACAUCACCAAUAACUACAUGCUACUGUGCUCCAUCCUGGAGCCUGGCCUCAGUGUGAAGAACAAGGAGGAGAUGGCCAGUGCCCUGGUGCACAUCCUACAGAGCACUGGCAAGGCUAAGGUAAGGCCCCCUACUCUCUACAGAGGCUGUCCUACACUCAAACGAUAGUGUGUUGUGUUCUCUGCAUUUCCAUUUUCAAAUGAUAGUCCAAAAUAGUCAUAUUGCCGAAUGUCAAAUAUAAACACAACCCAGAUCGAAUUGAUAGUAAAGGAGAGCUUCGCCAGCUCUCCUAUUGUAGUCAUUACAGCUGUGAGGGCUUUGAUUGGUCACAAUCAGUGAUACCAUUGUCUCGGAUAAUAAGUCAACAUCAUCUCAGCUGCAUAUUGCACACUUAAGCUGCAAAAGGUUAGGUUAGAUAGAAUAGGGGUCUGGGGUUUGAAAAGGAGUCCAGAUAAGGUUAUCUCGUCUCGGUCUAGGAUUGGGGAUUAAAAGUCCAGUUAGCCUCAUAUUUCUAGUCUUUGGGAGUCCUCCCACAUGCUUACUGUAAGCAGUCUCCUAGACCUAGAAGAAUGUGAAUGCUUCCUGUUUGGGUUGGGGAGGGUCGUGUUUAUUAGGAGUCAAACAGAAGAAAGUGAACUGAAACAGGGACGUACUACUGGGACAUGUCCAGUGAGAAAAGGCUCAUUUUCGUUUUCCGUUGCAAAACUCUUUGGAAUGUUUUCCGUUGUGUUCCCUAAUGAACACGACCCAGCUUGCUGUGGAAAGAGAAUGGGAACCACCUGUGCUUAGUGGGUGGUUGGGGUACUGUGAUGACAAGAAUAUAUUGUAUUAGCACUUUCUAAUGAGGACUAGCUGAAAGGGGACUUGUGUACACUAACUGACGGACAAAGCAAACUUCUGGUAAUACCUCCAACUUAGGACAAUGGGCUGUGGUCACUAUGUUUCAUUUGAAACAAAGGCCUAGAUCAUUUUAAUUCUGUCCCUUUUUUCCCCCACUUGCCAUACGUUAGGCUAUGUGGUAAACUGUCCUUCUCUAAUCUAGGUAAUCAAUAUAUGCCAUUGAGGGAUUGUUGUUUGGUGUUUUUGAACUAACAGUAACAUCGAACUGUAUGGAAUUGAGAAAUGUCGCCGAACUCCACACAAGAAAAACUCCCCUACUACAGAGAUCAAAUCAAAUCAAGCUUUAUUUAUACAGCACAUUUCAGACAUUGCAGCAAAUAAAACACAAUGAAAAUAAAAGCUGAAAUAUUUACUACACAAUAAACAUAAGUUAGAAAAACAACAGAAUGACACAAACUGAACAACUAAAAAGCACCCUUAUAGAAGCAAACCGGAUGGACAUCAUGAAAAUGAUCGGAGAGGUUGAGAGUAGAAGAAGUUCAGGAGAAAGAACAAACAAAAUGUAAUUACUGUAAAAUUGACUGUGUCCAUAAAAUGUAGAUAGUGGGUAUGGGCUGGAAGUAGAGGCCUAGGCGUUGUUGUUCACUAGUUUACUCCAAGUGGGGAAAGGGUGGCGGGGUUGGAAAGUAAUAAAGGGGAAUAUAUAUAUAUUUUUAAAGGAUAUGUAUGUAUGUAUGUAUGUAUGUAUGCGUGUAUGUGUACAUAUAUAUAAUAUAUAUAUAUAUAUAUAUAUAUAUAUAUAUAUAUAUAUAUAUAUAUAUAUAUAUAUAUAUAUAUAUACAGUGGGGAAAAAAGGUCAGAUGAAACCAAAAUAUAACUUUUUGGUAAAACCUCAACUCGUCGUGUUUGGAGGACGUAGAAUGCUGAGUUGCAUCCAAAGAACACCAUGGGGGUGGAAACAUCAUGCUUUGGGGCUGUUUUUCUGCAAAGGGACCAGGACGACUGAUCCGUGUAAAGGAAAGAAUGAAUGGGGCCAUGUAUCGUGAGAUUUUGAGUGAAAACCUCCUUCCAUCAGCAAGGGCAUUGAAGAUGAAACGUGGCUGGGUCUUUCAGCAUGACAAUGAUCUCAAACACACCACCCGGGCAACGAAGGAGUGGCUUCGUAAGAAGCAUUUCAAGGUCCUGGAGUGGCCUAGCCAGUCUCCAGAUCUCAACCCCAUAGAAAAUCUUUGGAGGGUGUUGAAAGUCCGUGUUGCCCAGCGACAGCCCCAAAACAUCACUGCUCUAGAGGAGAUUUGCAUGGAGGAAUGGGCCAAAAUACCAGCAACAGUGUGUGAAAACCUUGUGAAGACUUACAGAAAACGUUUGACCUGUGUCAUUGCCAACAAAGGGUAUAUAACAAAGUAUUGAGAAACUUUUGUUAUUGACCAAAUACUUAUUUUCCACCAUAAUUUGCAAAUAAAUUCAUUAAAAAUCCUACAAUGUGAUUUUCUGGAAAAAAAAAUCUCAAUUUGUCUGUCAUAGUUGACGUGUACCUAUGAUGAAAAUUACAGGCCUGGCGGCGUAGUGUGUUACUGAUGGUAGGCUUUGUUACUUUGGUCCCAGCUCUCUGCAGUGUGGUUCUGGGAUUUUUGCUCACCGUUCUUGUGAUCAUUUUGACCCCACGGGGUGAGAUCUUGCGUGGAGCCCCAGAUCGAGGGAGAUUAUCAGUGGUCUUGUAUGUCUUCCAUUUCCUAAUAAUUGCUCCCACAGUUGAUUUCUUCAAACCAAGCUGCUUACCUAUUGCAGAUUCAAUCUUCCCAGCCUGUUUCUGGUGUCCUUUGACAGCUCUUUGGUCUUGGCCAUAGUGGAGUUUGGAGUGUGACUGUUUGAGGUUGUGGACAGGUGUCUUUUAUACUGAUAACAAGUUCAAACAGGUGCCAUUAAUACAGGUAACGAGUGGAGGACAGAGGAGCCUCUUAAAGAAGAAGUUACAGGUCUGUGAGAGCCAGAAAUGUUGCUUGUUUGUAGGUGACCAAAUACUUAUUUUCCACCAUAAUUUGCAAAUAAAUUCAUUAAAAAUCCUACAAUGUGAUUUUCUGGAAUUUUUUUCUCUCAAUUUGUCUGUCAUAGUUGACGUGUACCUAUGAUGAAAAUUAUAGGCCUCUCUCAUCUUUUUAAGUGGGAGAACUUGCACAAUUGGUGGCUGACUAAAUACUUUUUUCCCCCACUGUAUAUGUAUGUGUAUGUGUGUAUGUAUGUAUGUAUGUAUGUAUGUAUGUAUGUAUGUAUGUAUGUAUGUAUGUAUGUACAGUGGGGAGAACAAGUAUUUGAUACACUGCCGAUUUUGUAGGUUUUCCUACUUACAAAGCAUGUAGAGGUCUGUAAUUUUUAUCAUAGGUACACUUCAACUGUGAGAGACGGAAUCUAAAACAAAAAUCCAGAAAAUCACAUUGUAUGAUUUGUAAGUAAUUAAUUUGCAUUUUAUUGCAUGACAUAAGUAUUUGAUCACCUACCAACCAGUAAGAAUUCCGGCUCUCACGGACCUGUUCGUUUUUCUUUAAGAAGCCCUCCUGUUCUCCACUCAUUACCUGUAUUAACUGCACCUGUACACACACUCAAUCAAACAGACUCCAACCUCUCCACAAUGGCCAAGACCAGAGAGCUGUGUAAGGACAUCAGGAAUAAAAUUGUAGACCUGCAAAGGCUGGGAUGGGCUACAGGACAAUAGGCAAGCAGCUUGGUGAGAAGGCAACGACUGUUGGCGCAAUUAUUAGAAAAUGGAAGAAGUUCAAGAUAACGGUCAAUCCCCCUCGGUCUGGGGCUCCAUGCAAGAUCUCACCUCGUGGGGCAUCAAUGAUCAUGAGGAAGGUGAGGGAUCAGCUCAGAACUACAUGGCAGGACCUGGUCAAUGACCUGAAGAGAGCUGGGACCACAGUCUCAAAGAAAACCAUUAGUAACACACUACGCCGUCAUGGAUUAAAAUCCUGCAGCGCACGCAAGGUCCCUCUGCUCAAGCCAGCGCAUGUCCAGGCCUGUCUGAAGUUUGCCAAUGACCAUCUGGAUAAUCCAGAGGAGGAAUGGGAGAAGGUCAUGUGGUCUGAUGAGACAAAAAUAUAGCUUUUUGGUCUAUACUCUAUGGAGGAAGAAGAAGGAUGAGUACAACCCCAAGAACACCAUCCCAACCAUGAAGCAUGGAGGUGGAAACAUCAUUCUUUGGGAAUGCUUUUCUGCAAAGGGGACAGGAUGACUGCACCGUAUUGAGGGGAGGAUGGAUGUAUCACAAGAUCUUGGCCAACAACCUCCUUCCAUCAGUAAGAGCAUUGAAGAUGGGUCGUGGCUGGGUCUUCCAGCAUGACAAUGACCCGAAACACACAACCAGGGCAACUAAGGAGUGGCUCCGUAAGAAGCAUCUCAAGGUCCUGGAGUGGCCUAGCCAGUCUCCAGACCUGAACCCAAUAGAAAAUCUUUGGAGGGAGCUGAAAGUCCGUAUUGCCCAGCGACAGCCCCGAAACCUGAAGGAUCUGGAGAAGGUCUGUAUGGAGGAGUGGGAAAAAAUCCCUGCUGCAGUGUGUGCAAACCUGGUCAAGACCUACAGGAAACGUAUGAUCUCUGUAAUUGCAAACAAAGGUUUCUGUACCAAAUAUUAAGUUCUGCUUUUCUGAUGUAUCAAAUACUUAUGUCAUGCAAUAAAAUGCAAAUUAAUUACUUAAAAAUCAUACAAUGUGAUUUUCUGGAUUUUUGUUUUAGAUUCCGUCUCUCACAGUUGAAGUGUGGUAUGUGUGUAUUGUAUGUAUUAUGUUUAUAUGUGUAUAUAUAUACAUAUGAUUUAUAUAUGUGUAUAUUAUAUAUAUAUAAAAACAUGGGGGAUUGGAAGUGAUGCAGACAAUUACAUUGAUGGAAGUUACAAUCUAUCUGCAAUAUUAAGCUGAUCUACCCCCCCCCCCCCCCCCCCCAAAAAAAAAAGCACCCUUAGGAAAGCAAAGCUAAAAAUGUGUUUUAAGAUCUCUUGUAAAUAUGUCCACCAAUAUAAGUCAUGUUAAGAUUCCGUCUUUAUCCACGUUCCGUCUUUAUUGCAAACUGCGCAGAUGAUCAGAUCUCACCAUGCCUGGAGAAGUGUUUCACUUCUCAGGAGCUACAUGAACGUGAUCUAUCUAGUAGCAAGCAAUGCUAUAUCUAAUAUGAAUGUGGUUGUGACCUGGUACACGGCCACUGUGCUGUCUGCUUUCCUUCCUGGGACUGGUGAGAGAGAAGUGUCAGCCUCCUGUGGUAAUUAGCCUACUCGUCCUCAUUAAUUCCUGCUCCACUCCAUCCACUCUUCAGCUCCUGCUAUAAAACCAUGCAGUGAGACUGAACGCUAACGCUGGUGUGUGUGUGUUCAUGUGCACAAGGUCAUCACUUGUUAUUGCGGAGCGCUGUUUCAGCACAGAAACUUCUCUUUAGACUUUGCCCCUCAAACUUUGCUGCUGCUAUGUAACACCACUGUGAUAAUGUCCAUGCCCCACAGAAGCUUACGCCUAUUAGUCUUAGCUAGAACAGCAAUAGGGCGAUGGAGCUUCAUUAUGUUAGCCUACGUUCUGCUCUGAGAAACAAGUGGAGCUUUGCCUCAUUUUGCAUCUAUCCACUGCCCUGUGGUGGCUCACACCCCCUCCCUCUCAUUUAAUUUCCCUGUUUAGCCCUAAUCCAAUAGAUGGAUAGCUAAGGAUCUGUGGCUCUAUGCUUUCACUCAGGUUCCUGCUAGUCUAGAGGCUCUCUCUUUCAUUUUAAAAUGACUGUUGCUAUUGGUUACAACUUCAAAAAGACAAAACACUGUAAGAGACAAACACUUUAAGUUCAGCUUCUCACCCUUUCCAGGGCACAAUUGAUUCAAAUAUGCUUCAAUAUUGCUCCUAGUGAUCUAUUCACAAACCCACCUGGCAUAGCAUGUUAGUAAGUGUGUUACCCACCUGGCAUAGUGUGUUAGUGUGUUACCCACCUGGCAUAGCUUGUUAGUGUGUUACCCACCUGGCAUAGCUUGUUAGUGUGUUACCCACCUGGCAUAGCUUGUUAGUGUGUUACCCACCUGGCAUAGCUUGUUAGUGUGUUACCCACCUGGCAUAGCUUGUUAGUGUGUUACCCUCCUGGCAUAGCUUGUUAGUGUGUUACCCACCUGGCAUAGCUUGUUAGUGUGUUACCCACCUGGCAUAGCUUGUUAGUGUGUUACCCACCUGGCAUAGCUUGUUAGUGUGUUACCCACCUGGCAUAGCUUGUUAGUGUGUUAUCCACCUGGCAUAGCUUGUUAGUGUGUUAUCCACCUGGCAUAGCUUGUUAGUGUGUUACCCACCUGGCAUAGCUUGUUAGUGUGUUACCCACCUGGCAUAGCGUGUUAGUGUAUUACCCACCUGGCAUAGCUUGUUAGUGUGUUACCCACCUGGCAUAGCGUGUUAGUGUGUUACCCACCUGGCAUAGCGUGUUAGUGUGUUACCCACCUGGCAUAGUGUGUUAGUGUAUUACCCACCUGGCUUAGUGUGUUAGUAAGUGCAGUCAGUGCAUGUUAAAGACUUCCCUAGCCGUUCUCCAGGCCUGUCUUGGGGUAGCAGUAGGGAGUGGGACAGUAAAACCAUUUUCAUAUUGCCCCGAAUUGUACUCUGCUAGGGCAGACUUGGAUCAUUUCCUUUUCAUAUUGCCCUUUCCCAACAUGGGUCCAACAACUAUGGUGGAUGCGUAACCAUGCCGGCCCGGCUUAGCACAGUAGUGUGAGACGGGUAUAGCUUAGUCUGUGUGUAUGUGUGUGUUUGUGCGUGGCUGUGUGUGUGGCUGAUGUGCAGUGAGUGACUGUGUGCUGUGAGUGACUGUGUUAGUGUCUGUUAGGAUACACAGCACCUCGUAUAGUCAUAAUCCUCUGCACCAUCCAGAUACCAUAGUGUAAUGGUUGGAUGAUCUGGACCACGGCUUGUGUCAACAUGGGAGGCACCAGUUACAUUGACGAGGAGCAUUCAGGUAUUUAGCCUACAUUUGGCUGAUACAGUAGAUACUGUGCGUACAGUAGCUGAAAUGUCUACCUCUCUCUCUGGUACAAUCUUUGGGAUUACGAUAGCAUGUUCCCUUUGACGCUCCAUUAGCAUGCAUAGCACCCCCAGGCCUCCCAUAGAAGUGACUGCAGUCAGCCAGAGCAGACUACAGGAGCUCAUAAAGAGGGAGUGUGACUGGUUAAGAAGGACACGGCCUGAGAAGGACUGGGAGUGGGGAAGGAAGGGAGUGGAGGGGCUAACCACUUGAUCCAUUAGCCCAGAAUCGAUAAGAGAGGAAGAGUCAUCACUUGUCUGAGCUGCCUGUCUCUCUCUCUCUGUCCAAACUCACUGGUCUCAGUAUCAAUCAGGCUUAUUAUGAGGCUUGGGCUGUGCAGCAGUACACUGUUAUUUAUUUAUGUAGAGACUGUUCACGUGCUGCAUUUCAGAUCACAUUGAUAGGCUCAUUUGCUUGCAAUACACACGAUCUAGAUCUGUUCCCAGGGCAUAGGAUAGUAUCAAUGUAACUUGUUGCUCUAUUUAUGUUUUUACUGUCCAUUAUGUUCUGUCUCUAGCUACUUUUAAAAACCAAUAAAAAACAAUUGCAAUAAUAAUAAGAUCUGUUCCCAGGACUCAUCUACAGAGAUCACUACCACAUCAUAACACACACCUCGGUAGAACAGCGGCGCUGGUUGCCUGGUUCCAUGAUGCAGCUCUGAUCAGCCUUCCCACUGGGCACAGACGUCAGUUCAACGUCUAGUUUUGAUUUACAUUUGGUUGAGCUGUCAACUAACGUGAAUUCAACGUGAAAUCAACAGAACAUGUCACCAUGUCAUUGGAUUUAGGUUAAAAGUUGAGUGAAAAAAAAUAUGAAAUUCCCUUACGUUGGUGACUUUUUCCAAAUCCAAUCAGUUUUCCAUGUUGAUUCAACGUCAUCACGUAUAUUUUUUGGGUUGAAAUGACGUGAAAACAACAUUGAUUCAACCAGUUUUUGCCCAGCCGGUGCCCAUUCACUCACCUUAUUGUCAAAGUUGUAUUUGUGUGUUCUUGGCGGUGAAUAUGGGACGAGGCGACACAAUGCUCUGUUCCAAUACUUUAAAAAUGUAUGCUUCGUUCCUUUCUCCCUUCUGAGAAUUAUGAUGACAUGAUAGGAUUGGUGAAAGCUACAGUAUGUUGUGGAAACCUUGCUGUUAGCCUACCUAUCCAAUUGGGUGAGGUCAGUGGAAGGAAGGAAGGAAGGAAGGAAGGAAGGAAGGAAGGAAGGAAGGAAGGAAGGAAGGAAGGAAGGAAGGAAGGACAUUUAUUUUCAAAGUUUUGGAACAGGGCCUCACAGUUCUAUUUUGCUUUCAGGACUUCCUGACUGACCUGAUGAUGUCAGAAGUGGAUCGUUGUGGGGAGAACGAGCACCUGAUCUUCAGGGAGAACACGCUGGCCACCAAAGCCAUUGAAGAGUACCUUAAACUGGUGGGGCAGAGGUAUCUGCAGGACGCACUAGGUACGUGACAUCCAGACACACUAAAGGAGACAGUGCUGCUACUACAGCAGAGAGCAAAAGUAUUUUAGGAGAGAAGAGGAGCCAUGAACACAUGGAAUAGGCCUAUGUAUUGUUCAUUAAGUAUCAUACAUCUGGCUAGUAUCUGGCCUUCAGAAAAACUCCCUGUACUCUCCACACACAGUACAUUUUUAAGUGACUAUUCAGAUCAAUAAUUCAUUGUUUUUCUGGAAAGUGACUUUGUUUGAAGCCGUGUUGAAUGAUUCAGAACGUCGAUCUGUCCUUGAUGGUUGACUGGCCCUCUUAAAAGUAUAUCACCAAAGAUAAAAGGGAAUAAAAUAACUCGGGGCUCUUUCACUAGCUGUCUAGCGAAGUAAAACCUUGGUGCAAGACAAUCAGUGAGAAAAUGAUUCAUCAAUCUAGCUGUGGGGUGGCGAUUUGAGUCUGUCAUCUGAUGUCCGUGGACUUGUACGAUGGAAGGAGGAACUCAAUUCAACAAAGGGAACAGUGUUGUUUUUUUACCACGUUUUGUCAUGCGUCACCAGAUAUUUUGAACACCAAUAGUCCAAUAGUCCAUAAACAGUCAUAGCAAAUAACAGCAGCAGUUUCCUUACCUAGUACAAUAAGUGGAUUUUCUAUCAGUGUUUAUGACAUUAGCGUGUGCCAACUAGCAGAACUGUAUGAUUUUAGUGCCAAAAGAAAUUGCAUCUUCAUAACUGUAGGCCUAUAUGUACUGUAAUGGAGAUUGUGGUCCUAGUCAGAGUAGUGACAACAGGCCUGUGUGCUGUUCUCCCUCCCUCUCCCAGGAGAGUUCAUCAAAGCCCUGUACGAGUCAGACGAGAACUGCGAGGUAGACCCGGGGAAGUGUUCCUCAGGAGACCUCCCUGAGAACCAGAGCAACCUGAAGAUGUGCUGUGAGCUGGCCUUCUGCAAGAUCAUCGACUCCUACCGGUAAAUACACACACAUCCCUCCCCCUCUCUGCCAAUACAAGUAGCUAGCAUUAGCCCUCAUAUUCUACUACCAAGCUUUCAGAGCUUUCACCAUCGUCUAAUGAAAGCUUGAAUUGUGCAAAGGAUGUACAAAAAAAAAAGAAUGUACCUACCAAUGUUUCCAUGCAGUGUUUUCCCGCGGGAACUGAAGGAGGUGUUUGCCUCGUGGAGGCAGCAGUGCAGCAGUCGGGGCCGGCCGGACAUCAGCGAGCGUCUGAUCAGCGCCUCUCUGUUCCUGCGCUUCCUGUGUCCAGCCGUUAUGUCACCGUCACUCUUCAACCUGAUGCAGGAGUACCCCGACGACCGCACCGCACGCACCCUCACGCUCAUCGCCAAGGUCACGCAGAACCUCGCCAACUUCACCAAGUAAGUGGGGGUGUGUGUACGAGUGUGUUAGUGAUGCACGGGUUGACUCAUAACCCACAGUCCCCGCGGUUAUGUCUGCAGGGCAGGCUGGUUUAAAUAUUGUGUGGGUGAAGAGCUGUUGGGUGAAGAGAAAACAAUACCUUCAAAAAUCCAUAAAUGUAUCAUUCUUGUGCAAUUUCUAUCUAUAGGCUACAUUGGAAAAGAUUUGGUGUGAUGAUUGUGAGGCGCUAUACAAAUUAAACGGCCACAAGACGGGGACUACAAAUAGGCCUAUGGCACCUCAAGGGAACUGUAGCCUACUGGUCAGAUGGGUUAAAUGGAAACUGAAAUCUGGACACUGACUGUAGGUCUAUAACCUAUCACAUACAGUUGAAGUCGGAAGUUUACAUACACUUAGGUUGGAGUCAUUAAAACUUGUUUUUCAACCACUUUCCAACAAUUGUUUACAGACAGAUUAUUUCACUUAUAAUUCACUGUAUCACAAUUCCAGUGGGUAAGAAGUUUACAUACACUAAGUUGACUGUGCCUUUAAACAGCUUGGAAAAUUCCAGAAAAUUGUCAUGGCUUUAGAAGCUUCUGAUAGGCUAAUUGACAUAAUUUGAGUCAAUUGGAGGUGUACCUGUGGAUGUAUUUCAAGGCCUACCUUCAAACUUUGCUUGACAUCAUGGGAAAAUCAAAAUAAAUCAGCCAAGACCUCCCCCAAAAAACUGUAGACCUCCACAAGUCUGGUUCAUCCUUGGGAGCAAUUUCCAAACGCCUGAAGGUACCACGUUCAUCUGUACAAACAAUAGUAUGCAAGUAUAAACACCAUGGGACCAUGCAGCUGUCAUACUGCUCAGGAAGGAGACGCGUUCUGUCUCCUAGAGAUGAACGUACUUUGGGGUGAAAAGUGCAAAUCAAUCCCAGAACAACAGCAAAGGACCUUGUGAAGAUGCUGGAGGAAACUGGUAAAAAAAGUAUCUAUAUCCACAGUAAAACGAGUCCUAUAUCGACAUAACCUGAAAGGCCGCUCAGCAAGGAAGAAGCGACUGCUCCAAAACCGCCAUAAAAAAGCCAGACUACGGUUUGCAACUGCACAUGGGGACAAAGAUCGUACUUUUUUGGAGAAAUGUCCUCUGGUCUGAUGAAACAAAAAUAUAACUGUUUGGCCAUAAUGACCAUCGUUAUGUUUGGAGGAAAAAGGGAGGAAUCUUGCAAGGCCAAGAACACCAUCCCAACUGUGAAGCACGGGGGUGGCAGCAUCAUGCUGUGUGGGUGCUUUGCUGCAGGAGGGACUGGUGCACUUCACAAAAUAGAUGGCAUCAUGAGGAAGGAAAAUUAUGUGGAUAUAUUGAAGCAACAUCUCAAGACAUCAAUCAGGAAGUUAAAGCUUGGUCGCAAAUGGGUCUUCCAAAUGGACAAUGACCCCAAGCAUACUUCCAAAGUUGUGGCAAAAUGGCUUAAGGACAACAAAGUCAAGGUAUUGGAAUGGCCAUCACAAAGCCCUGACCUCAAUCCUAUAGAAAAUGAGUGGCCAGAACUGAAAAGGCUUGUGCAAGCAAGGAGGCCUACAAACCUGACUCAGUUACACCAGCUCUGUCAGGAGAAAUGGGCCAAAAUUCACCCAACUUAUUGUGGGAAGCUUGUGGAAGGCUACCAGAAACGUUUGACCCAAGUAAAACAAUUUAAAGGCAAUGCUACCAAAUACUAAUUGAGUGUAUGUAAACUUUUGACCCACUGGGAAUGUGAUGAAAGAAAUAAAAGCUGAAAUAAAUCAUUCUCUCUACUAUUAUUCUGACAUUUCACAUUCUUAAAAUAAAGUGGUGAUCCUAACUGACCUAAGACAGGGAAUUUUUACUCAGAUUAAAUGUCAGGAAUUGUGAAAAACUGAGUCUAAAUGUAUUUGGCUAAGGUGUAUGUAAACUUCCGACUUCAACUGUAGCUGUAAUAUUAACUCCUGCAGAAUAAAGCAUUUCUUGCAGUAAAAUGAUACAGCAAAUGUAGGCAACAUUUUUACUCUGGAACAGGAUUGGAGAAAUAUGAUUUCUUUGUUUCAGCAUCUUGAGAGAAUGUGAAUGCUUAGUUGGAUACCAUCUGUAGACGUGCAAUCUUUAUCAGCAUCAUAAAAGCUAAUAGUAUUUCAACCACAUAAAAUAUGCAUCCAAGCCGAACUGAAAUCUUAUCAGAAACACGUUGGGUAGUUUUCACAGCCUUCUAUUUCCUUACAACCGGCCAAACUGAUGUCAUUUCAACAUUUUUGCACAGAAAAUCUUUAGUUUUUUGGAGGGGGUUAUUGCAUUUUCUCCCCAGUCCCUUAACGUCUUUGCGCCACGAAAGAAGCAGAGAUGACAGAGAACUUUACCAAUGUCAGCUAGAUUGAAGCAUUCAUUCUAAUGAUUUAUGACAUUCUGGUGAGCUGGGGUUUAUUUAGUCUUCUAGGACUACAUAUAAUGACAGACGAGAAGCUGCAUGUAUCUAAUUAUAGACUAACAAAUAGCCUGUCGAAAUAUCAGAAAUUAUAAGCAAAAACAUAUCUAAAUCAGCCCCCAAAAAAUCCUGCACCCCGUCCAAAAUUAUUUUAGCCAUCUAUGACGGUAGCCUACAGCGCAUUUUCUAUAUUAGCGGGUUAGGGUCGGGUGCGGGCCUCAUAUUUUCACUUUAUCACAUAUAGUCGGGCGGUUGCGGAUGGGUUAUUAGCAAUUGCGGGCAGGUGCGGGUGAACAAACAACUGUCCCACGCACCACUAGUGCGCAUCCAUAAAAUAUACAUGUUGGUGUGUUUAUCUGUUGAAAACCGCAUCAUUCCUUCUGUUUUUGUUCCUUUAUCUGUCCAGGUUUGGUAACAAGGAGGAGUACAUGUCCUUUAUGAACCAGUUCCUGGAGCACGAGUGGACCAACAUGCAGCGCUUCCUGCUGGAGAUCUCCAACCCAGAGACCAUCUCCAACACGGCAGGGUUCGAGAGUUACAUUGACCUGGGCCACGAGCUCUCCUCCCUGCACUCCCUGCUGGCCGAGGACGUCUCUCAGCUGGACCAGGUACCAGGAUUACACCACACUACUGGGAUUUACUCUGUAAUGACACACUCGCACUACGCGCUACUUUCAGCGACCGAGCGACCGGAUACUAGUCCUUUUCAAUGGGCUUGACAAAAGGGGGACAUGCUGAUGUUAUAUGUGAAAAUGACAUGUUACUAAAUAAUGAGUUCAUAGGAAUUGCAUGAGACAUAUGCAUGGGAGAUAUUAGUGUGCAUUAUUAUUUUGUCUCCCUGCAGAGCACAGCCUCUAAGUUGGGUCCCUUGGCCCGUAUACUGUGGGACGUGAACUCAGCGCUGACCAACCCAUCUGGGGUACAGGUGUCCACCCCUACAGAGCGCAUGGGCUCUCCCCCCCUUCCCCUCCCCCUCCCAUUGGCAAGCUGCAGCCUCUCCACCGGCCUACCUCUUCACAAGAUGGUCAUGGACAGCGAGCUCUCUGGGUAAGGGGGCCACAGAAUUCUAAUGACAGUGUUAUUUAUGCUUCGUAUGACACACACAACCUGCAGAGAUCUGGAGAUCUAUGUGGGAGUUUACAUUAUCAGCAUUUCAACAUUUAACUUAAAGGCCCAAUGCAGUCGUUUUUAUAUUGCUAUCAAAUAAUUUCUGGGUAACAGUUAAGUACCUUACUGUAAUAGGUUUCCAUUAAAAUUGGCUAAAAUUGCUUUUUAGCAAAAAAACUAUUUCUCAAGCAAGAAUUUUGCAUGGACUGUCUGGGAGUGGUCUGAGUGGUGAGGGGAAAACUGAAAACUGAAAACUAGCUGUUAUUGGCAGAGCGGUUUGGAACUCUCUUUGUUAUUGGUCUGUUAACCAAUUUACCGCAUAGUGACGUCGCAAUGGAAAGACAACUCUUUUACAGUGUCAGUUUCAUCAGCUAUUGUACAAUAUGUGACCAACCGGCUCGAUUCGGUCUUAUGUAGCAAAAUUUGAAAUGGUGUUUUUUACAUUAGAUAAAAGUAGAGACUCAGUGCUAGAAAAUGGUAUAUCAUACCCUACAGUUGAGGAACAAUGGGAAAGUAAUUCUGCUUUGAAAGUUGAUAAACUUGUAACCCCACUUUUGAGAAAAUGGCCCUUGAAUGUUUUGGUACACCUACUGGAGAGCUCUUCAUUGUCAAUACCCAUUCAGCAUCGUUCACACCCUCUUAAGCCUUAGCCCAACCAUCUCUUUAAGGAUUCACGUGCGGCCAUGUGCUGAACUGUACGGUGACUACGGUAGUGUAUUAAACAACCAAAUAUUUCAAGACUAAAGUCUGGUUUAUACUACGUCUAUCGACAUGUCUUUAUAAAGUUGUCGCAGUGACAUCAUGAACAUUCUAUUGUCGUCCGACAUCAAACUUGUCGUUAUGAAAAAGUAUAAACACAAAAACGACAGGCUGCAUGACAUCGGCAGCCUGGUGGUCCAAAAUAGCAUAACUGGUGAAUUUUAACACCAAUAAACCACAGUAGGAAAAAAAAAAAUAAAAAAUACAAAAGAAACCCAUCCGUUUAAAAAAAGAAUUUAGUAUAUAUCAAUCUAGCACAUCAGGAAACUAAAAGCAACUUUCUAAACAAUGUUUUGGUUCGUUUCUAGUUUGUUAGCUAGCUAGCUAAGUUCGUUAAGUUAGCUGGCUAGCCAGUUCAAAUAAUGACCAUAUCAUAUAGCUGACACGUCUUAACUUUAGCUAAUUUGUAUUCAUUAUUACAGGAAAAUAAACUCACAAGAAGAUCAUUAUUUACAAUUUAAGGGCGAGCUAAUUACAGAAAAUAGCUUACAGUUGUGAGUGUGACGAAAAAAAAAGCAGGGCAUUCUACUUGAGAAUUUUAGAACUUGGACACUGUCUUGUUGACCUAAAGUUAUAUCCUAAUUUGACAUUGGUACAGGCCAUGUUGUUCUUCACAUUACCGUCUCUGGUAAACACAUACUAUAGCAAAUAAAAUCCAUGUUUAUUUGUCACAAACACAGGAUACAGAAGGUGUAAACGGUACAGUGAAAUUAUUACUUGCAUAGUGGAGUCUUUUGUUUAGACAUGUAGCUAGCUAGCUAGUUAAACAAUGAACCAUAAUCCCAACUCAUAACGUUACUACCCUGCAUUAAUCUACCGGUAGCUAAAGCUAACCAACUAGGUUCAAUGUUAGCUAGCUAGCUAACAUCAGGCUAUAACUAGCAAUGCAAAUGGCUCUGAGAUACGAAUAAUAUUACUACACAGAUCAUACACGUAACGUUAGCUAGCCAGCCAGCUAACGUUAGCUAGCUAGCUAACAGUAUGCUUUAACUUGCAAUGAAAAUGACUUUCUUACAAAAUUAAAAACGUAUAAUAUCUGAAAAUGUAGCUAGCUAGACUUUCUUACCCGUAUACAUGGAUGAACGCUUCUCCCUCUCUGUCACGGAUGCCAUGGUUGCCCUUAGUUUGAAGAUGUAAUCCGGAGACAGGUGUUUUUUGCAAUUCUUCAUGAUAUCUUUAAAAAAAAGCAGCAUUAGAAAGGAUUACCUACACAUACUGAGCAGCUCAUGUUAUAGACAGACGCAUGCUACAUGGCAGACCAAUCUCUCGGCAUGUCCAACCCAUCCAUUGUCUCAGCCAAUCAUGGCUAGCGGGAAGGUUCCUGUGUUGUCCGUGGCUAAACCGACUAGGCUCGUAAUUUAACAAUUUUAUUCGUAUUUACAGAUGGCAUUCAAAUGUGUUAUUAAGGCACAUGAAAUGUCACAUUCCAGAAGGCAUUUCUGCAACAACAACAACAACAAAUAUUUUAAAAAAUGUUUACAUUCAAAUGCCUCUCCUGUGAGGUAGUGACGCGCGACAUAUGCCUUGUUUCCAUAUGAUAUGAAACACUGGAAAAACAUAAUUUUGACUGCACUGGGCCUUUUUAAUAGAUGUUGAUUUUACAAUUCAGCAAUUUCUUGACAGUUCUUUGGAAGGGUAUUAUCUUUACAGUGUCUCCGGUCUAAAACAACAUUUAUCUCAUUUGAUGCUGUUGUCUUGGUGCAGGUUGGUUGAUUUUACGAGGCUGCCGUCGCCAACCCCAGAGAACAAGGAUUUAUUCUUUGUGACGAGGAACUCUGGCAUCCAGCAGUCUCCAGCCAGAAGCUCCAGCUACUCGGAGGCCAACGAGGCUGAGGUACAGCUCCCCAACAGCAGCAAGAGUCUGUCCAUGGUAGACCUGCAGGACAGCCGCAGCCUGGAGAGUACCCCUGGCCCUGCCUCCCCCAGCGACAUGCUCUUCAACGACAGCCAGUUCCCAGUCACCCCUGGGCCUGGGGGCUGGGCCGCCCGCACCCCUCAGGGCAUCAUACCCACUCCCGGCCCCGGGCCCACUCUGAGGAGGACAGGCCAGACCCCCAACACCCCCAGCACAGAGAGCAGCACCCCAGGCCCAGGGAGGCCCUCACAGCUCCUGGCCCCACUCUCCUUCCAGAACCCUGUUUACCAGAUGGCCACGGGGAUGACCAUAAGCGUUUCCCCGCGGGGUCCCCUGGCCGACUCGGGCUCCGAUGGCCACAGCUCCGUCAGCUCUCAGGGCAACAACACAGAGGACACCCCCAAGCACCCGGGGGUCUUCCUCACCCAGGGGGUGGCGGUCAGUAGCGGAGGAGGCAGCAGCAGUGAGUUCACCACCCGCCGCCAGCUGUCCCUCGGGGAGCACCAGCCCAACGUGCCGCGGCAGAACAGCGCCGGCCCCCAGCGCAGGAUAGACCAGCCCCCUACGCCCGUCACCAGGGGCAGGACGCCGCCCAACAUGCUCCAGACAGCCUACCCUGGGCCGCGGCCCUCCAGCGGCAGCAUUAUGUCAUCAUCCCCCGACUGGGGGCCCAGUGGCGGCAACCGUCUGAGACAGCAGUCGUCCUUUUCCAAAGGGGACAGUCCUGAGACCAAGCAGCGCACCCUGCACAAAGUGAGUAGAGCAUGUAACAUCAUGUGGUGUGGUUGGGGGGGGGGGGGGGGAUCACUGUUAUCCUGGACAGACACUGUGUCUGCAGGCUUGUAUUAGGAAUGUAGGUCACUCUAAUAUACAGUGGGGAGAACAAGUAUUUGAUACACUGCCGAUUUUGCAGGUUUUACUACUUACAAAGCAUGUAGAGGUCUGUAAUUUUUAUCAUAGGUACACUUCAACUGUGAGAGACGGAAUCUAAAACAAAAAUCCAGAAAAUCACAUUGUAUGAUUUUUAAGUAAUUAAUUUGCAUUUUAUUGCAUGACAUAAGUAUUUGAUCACCUACCAACCAGUAAGAAUUCCGGCUCUCACAGACCUGUUAGUUUUUCUUUAAGAAGCCCUCCUGUUCUCCACUCAUUACCUGUAUUAACUGCACCUGUUUGAACUCGUUACCUGUAUAAAAGACACCUGUCCACACACUCAAUCAAACAGACUCCAACCUCUCCAUAAUGGCCAAGACCAGAGAGCUGUGUAAGCACAUCAGGGAUAAAAUUGUAGACCUGCACAAGGCUGGGAUGGGCUACAGGACAAUAGGCAAGCAGCUUGGUGAGAAGGCAACAACUGUUGGCGCAAUUAUUAGAAAAUGGAAGAAGUUCAAGAUGACGGUCAAUCACCCUCGGUCUGGGGCUCCAUGCAAGAUCUCACCUCGUGGGGCAUCAAUGAUCAUGAGGAAGGUGAGGGAUCAGCCCAGAACUACACGGCAGGACCUGGUCAAUGACCUGAAGAGAGCUGGGACCACAGUCUCAAAGAAAACCAUUAGUAACACACUACGCCGUCAUGGAUUAAAAUCCUGCAGCGCACGCAAGGUCCCCCUGCUCAAGCCAGCGCAUGUCCAGGCCCGUCUGAAGUUUGCUUGAUCCAGAGGAGGAAUGGGAGAAGGUCAUGUGGUCUGAUGAGACAAAAAUAGAGCUUUUUGGUCUAAACUCCACUCGCCGUGUUUGGAGGAAGAAGAAGGAUGAGUACAACCCCAAGAACACCAUCCCAACCGUGAAGCAUGGAGGUGGAAACAUCAUUCUUUGGGGAUGCUUUUCUGAAAAGGGGACAGGACGACUGCACCGUAUUGAGGGGAGGAUGGAUUGGGCCAUGUAUCGCGAGAUCUUGGCCAACAACCUCCUUCCCUCAGUAAGAGCAUUGAAGAUGGGUCGUGGCUGGGUCUUCCAUCAUGACAACGACCCGAAACACACAGCCAGGGCAACUAAGGAGUGGCUCCGUAAGAAGCAUCUUAAGGUCCUGGAGUGGCCUAGCCAGUCUCCAGACCUGAACCCAAUAGAAAAUCUUUGGAGGGAGCUGAAAGUCUGUAUUGCCCAGCGACAGCCCCGAAACCUGAAGGAUCUGGAGAAGGUAUGGAGGAGUGGGCCAAAAUCCCUGCUGCAGUCUGUGCAAACCUGGUCAAGACCUACAGGAAACGUAUGAUCUCUGUAAUUGCAAACAAAGGUUUCUGUACCAAAUAUUAAGUUCUGCUUUUCUGAUGUAUCAAAUACUUAUGUCAUGCAAUAAAAUGCAAAUUAAUUACUUAAAAAUCAUACAAUGUGAUUUUCUGGAUUUUUGUUUUAGAUUCCGUCUCUCACAGUUGAAGUGUAUCUAUGAUAAAAAUUACAGACCUCUACAUGCUUUGUAAGUAGGAAAACCUGCAAAAUCGGCAGUGUAUCAAAUACUUGUUCUCCCCACUGUAUCUACUGCUGUACAUAUCAUUCUUAGUAUAUCUUGUGUCAAUUAAUCCAGUGUAUAUACGUAGAGAUUGCAUUUGGAUUACUGUUAGUGCUAUUUGGGUUGUUAAUUGGAUUCGUUCCGACAUAAUAAAAAAAAAAAUGUUGGUGUACUUGUUUGACAUUUUACUGCAUUGUUAGGAACUAGUAACAUAAGCAUUUAGCUGCACUCGCUAUAACAUUUGCUAAACUGUGUACGGGACCAAUAAACUUUGAUUUGAUUAGUGUUGUCACGAUACCAGAUUUUUAAAACUUCGAUACCAGGUUGAGUAUCAUAAUACUCGAUACUGAAACGAUAUUCAAUUACAAAACGAUACUCAAUACCAAAACGAUACCAUGGCAAAAAAAUUGAAAUCUUAUUAGCUAAAGUCACAGAAUAACCACUGGGCUUUAUUUUGUUUAAACAUUGAACAAAAUGUUGAUAACUUGUAGAACAAAUAGAAUAUCUUCUAUUCUAUAUUAAAUUAUGUUGCAAAAAUAAAACACCAUAUUAAAAAACUGAAGAAUUCCUUCAAACCAUAUCGGAGACUCAGAGCAGACAAAAUAAUUGUACAAUUACAUCUAAAUUGUUUUAAAAUGUAAUUCGAUACAUAUCAGAGUUAAUUUGCCAAAAUAUUGGGUCAAAUGACAUUCAUUAGACUCAUAAUUCAUUACAGUUAAAUAAUUGGAUGUAGUAAAUGAGUAGUUUAGUUACAAAAUGACAUGAAAAACACUUUGAAACUCAUUUCUGAAGCUUCUAUAUUACAAUAGUCUACACGCCAUAGAAAUACAAUGGAAUUUACACAAUAUACUACGAUUUGUAGAGUGCAUUUCACUUCCCAGGCUGCAAUGCUCUGCCCAGGACUGGCUGGCUAGUGGCUACUGGCCACUGCUAGCAAGCGCAGACAAACGCAAAGUAGUCUAAAUAUAUUGCUAUCAAGUUAUGAGUGCGUUUCACCUUACUUUUGGGUUGUGUAAUCAUAUUAUAAUCCUCACAUGAAUGUCAUGCUGAAUAUACACUGAGUGUACAAAACAUUAAGAACACCUUACUAAUAUUGAGUUGCACCCCUUCUUUUGCCCUCAGAACAGCCUCAAUUCGUUGGGACAUGAACUCUACGAGGUGUCGAAAGCGUUCCACAGGGAUGCUGACCCAUGUUGACUCCAAUGCUUCCCACAGUUGUGUGAAGUUGGCUGGAUAUCCUUUGGGUGGUGAACCAUUCUUGAUUCACACGGGAAAAUGUUGAGCGUGAAAAACCCAGCAGCGUUGCAGUUCUUGACACAAACCGGUGCGCCUGGCACCUACUACCAUACCCUGUUCAAAGGCACUUAAAUAUUUUUGUCUUGCCCAUUCACCCUCUGAAUGGCACACAUACACAAUCCAUAUCACAAUUGUCUCAAGGUUUAAAAUCCUUCUUUAACUUGUCUCCUUCUCCUACCCUGGUUGAAGUGGAUUUAGCAAGUGACAUCAAUAGCUUUCACCUGGAUUCACCUGGUCAGUCUGUCAUGGAAAGGCAUUUGUCCUUAAUGUUUUGUACACUCAGUGUAUGUUCAUGUCAUUGUCAGUCAAAAAUCAUUCAAAUUUAGUAGAAUAACGACAACAUUACAAUGCAAAUGGCAUGUGUAAAAUAGUGUUUUUUAUGUGGUUUUGAAUCGAAACCUCCCUUGCACUGCUUUGCAACACCUUUUGCUUAGUAGUUUAGGUGGGCUGGCCCUCAUAUUCCCAUAGUUCGCUUCUGCAGCCAGUGUUGUCAACAAGCUGUGGGCGUGGAGGUAUGAUGUUUUCGUUUGAAGAAGCCAUACUGUCUGCAUUUUCUCUCUCUUGCUUGCACUGUGUCGGCUGCCUGGCUAGCUACUGCCCCCUUGAGAAGAUUCAGACAGAUUACUAGACAGACUCGAUCCUCUCAAUCCGUAUAUGAAGUGAGACACAUUUGACAGAAGUAUUGAAAGUACCAAACCGUUUUUCAUGUUCUAGUAUUGAAUAAGUACCGAAGUUUCGGUAUACCGUGCAACACUAGAUUUGAUAAGCUCUUGGUUGAGUAACCACUUAAUAUCUAUCUGGCCAGAGUUUGGAUUGCAUUGUACUAGGUGCUGCAGGUAGGAAAUUAGAUUCUGAUGAGGAGUAACUCUCCAUAACCAAUGGCUGAACUUCAGAAUAAUAAUACACACAGCCAAGCCCAUUAGCAUUGCUAGCUUAACUUCAUCUGUGGCCUUGAGGGAUGAGCCAGGCAGGAUAUGACCUCGGUGGAGGUCUCCAGCUCACAGUCACUGUGGUUGGUGGAGACAGUAUGGAUUUAAUGCCCAAUUGGCCUCAAUAAGCAUUAAUAACACUCAGCCUCACUAAGCCAAUAGCAAAUCACCCAGGGCAGUGAGUCCAGAGGCGGUACCCUACAGGCCUCAGUGCUGAUGCCUGCGAAUGGACUAGACAGGCAGAAUUAAUUGUGACUAUGGACGUAGUGGUUAUUAAAUGCCUGUUCCACUCAACUAAAUCAGUUUUGUCUGUGGUCUGAAUAAACCCUCAUUAUUAACAGAUGGAGCAUUUACCAGCUAAACACAACUGCACCCCUCUCCUUGGUAAUAUUUAGGAUCAAAACAAGUUCCACGCUGUAUUUGGGUCUCUCUCUCUGUGGGUUUGUGGUGGUCGCCAGGUCCCAGCCAGAGUAGGAGGGUUUUUUUAGGGAACGCACCAGGGGGCAGGUGAAAAGACGGGUUUAACAUAUAGACUAACUGAACCAUUUCGCUAUUAAACAAAUAAAUUCCUUCAAUUAUUAAAAUCUUCUUUAUCAAGGUUUUAGAGACUUGAUACCAAGCUCUCGUGAUUCCUUACUAAGAUUAACAUGGACAAUUCACCAAUGCAAAACAACCAACCCUGUGCCUUCCCCUUGCUUCACCCUUGUUCCUCUGAUCCCCCCCUAGCUGAAUACACUGGCUCUGCUCUACUCCACAGUAGACACAGGCUCUGCUCUACUCCUCAGUAGACACUGGCUUCCCAUUGAAGGGAUGGGAAUGAGUACUCGAAUACUCGAACAGACGUCAAAGCUCCAUCUUUAACCCAUUUUUUUUCAUUUGCUUUGAAUCUGGUGUUCCAUUUGUACAAAAUGAAACUAAUCAUCACACUGUUCUUUUCCCUAAAUUCCCUUUCCCCUCCGUGUCUUAUUCACUCAAUUGCAGCAUUCCAACCGCUCCCUCCACACACACACACAAGCUCCCGCUAGGCCUACUGAAAUAAAUGCCUAUAAAAAUAUAUCUAACUGAUGGGAAACACAAGCUACAUUCCUUGCCAAAUGAUGACAGUUUUAUCACAAAUCCAAAAUGGACUGGUUGAUUGAAGUAGGAAAAUAUGUGUUCUAACACCGAGCUACAGUUUUUGAAUAAUUGCGUCGCAUCUAUUUUACGCUUAAGCUACUUUGCGAACUGCUAAUGCCAUUUAGAGUUGGUUAGCCUAGACUAUAACCCCCCUAAACAUAGACAGGUUCCACACUGACAAUAUGCAAAAACAUUAGUUUGAUAAAGAGCGUAUUUUCAUCAGAAUCAUUAAGCAUAUGCCUACUCACCAAACAGAUUUCGUGGCCGUAAUUCAUCACAUGCAGUGUUCAAUGUGGAAUUGUUCAUUUUGAAAAUUCCAAAGAAGAGGCAGAUUAAACUAAAUCGAACGUCUGUAUAUCGAAAAGAAGACAAAUGUUGGUUUCUAACCCAGAUGUAUUUUCUUCUUUCAACUCAACCAAAUUGAGCCCCGUUUCAAAUUGUCACUCUGAGAAUACUGUAACUGCUCCAGGCAUGAGAUGCUCAUCACUUCAAACUGGUAACUUUAUUCAUUUGGAAAAAUAGUCUGUUUCUAUUUUAUUCUGUUAGAUUACGUCAUGUUUUUUAAAACUAUAAAAUAGGUGUGUCUUGACUGUGAUAAGGGCUCGGGAAAUAAGAGCGUCUGUCUGCUAAAUUAACAAAACAAGGCUAUGCCAUUGCACAGCCAUAGGUUUCUACAAGCAAGCGCCACUGCUGAGGUUACAGCCUUUUUGAAGAUUGUGUUCCACGAUAUAAUACAAUAACAAGUUGAUAUUACGGUUUCAAUAAAUUAAUCUUAAAUGGCACUUGCUUUUUUAUUGAGGCAAUUAAGCAAUUAGGAUUUGUUAUCUGUAAUAGUAAUGGUAAAUUAGGCAUUGUUGGCAUAUAGAUAAAUGCGCACAUAUUUUCAGUUCGAGUACUCGAAAAAGAGUCCUAUUGUAGCUUGUGAUUUUCAUCAUGCAACAUUUAUUUACCCUGCCGCACUUCUUCUAAUCAUUACUUACCAGAAGGGGUGUGUGUGUGUGUGUGUGUGUGUGUGUGUGUGUGUGUGUGUGUGUGUGUGUGUACACGUGCGUGCUUUUUGUGUGUGUUCCACCAGGUGCCCUCCCCUGUGAACCCCAAUGCCCUGGACCGCACUGCUGCUUGGCUGUUGAAUAUGAAUGUGCAGUAUUUAGACCAAGAGGGAGUUGACCCAGAUACCAAGCACAGGGAAGACCUCCGAAACAAAGAGGAGCUCACCCAGACUGAAAAGGUAAUGUCUAGCGCAACAUCACAACACCAUUCAGCACAGCUACAACAUCACAACACCAUUCAGCACAGCUACAACAUCACAACACCAUUCAGCACAGCUACAACAUCACAACACCAUUCAGCACAGCUACAACAUCACAACACCAUUCAGCACAGCUACUCUACUUCUUUACAGGGGUGUUAUUGAUGAAGUGAAAGCAAAGACCGGGCCGAGGUAAUGGAUCUCUCCCUACUAGCAGGUCUUCCAUGAUUUGAAUUUGUGGAUAUUAAAGGGUUAUUUGCUGCUUAAGUGGAAAGAAAAAUGAUACUGUGUGCAGAGAGAAGUACCAUGAUAUACUGUAUACUGGUGGUGUAAUUAUACUACAGUAUACGAGUUGAAUUAGCCUCUCUAUUCUGACAUUGUUGAAAUAUAGGUAGACUGCCAGGUGUAGGUUGACGUUUAUUGUCAUGAAUCUUGCCCUGGAGGCAGAGCUGAGUGAUUUUCUGCUAGAUGGGCCAGAUGCAAAGUCAAAAUUGGCUAUGUUAUAAAUAUUCAUGAAAACUAAAAUGUGCUUUUGGUCUUAAUUUAAGGUUAGGGUUAGCAGUGUGGUUAAGGUUAGGGUUAGCAGUGUGGUUAAGGUUAGGGUUAGCAGUGUGGUUAAGGUUAGGGUUAGCAGUGUGGUUAAGGUUAGGGUUAGCAGUGUGGUUAAGGUUAGGGUUAGCAGUGUGGUUAGGGUUAGCAGUGUGGGUAAGGUUAGGGUUAGAUUUUGUGGCUGUGCCAGCUAGAUCACUCUGCAGAGCUGCCUCCAGGGCAGGAUUCAUGACAAUAAAUGCCAAUCUGCUAGAUGGGUAUAGGCUGAGUGUGCCCUCCCCUCUCUCUGCCAAUUUCCCUAGCUACUCCAAUUAAUUAUACACCAGCAACAUAUUGCACUCGAACACACUUAUCAGCGAAACAUACACGGACACGUUUUCAUCACACACAAAUUCAUGGCUUUCAAUUUCUAGAUGUUUUUAAGGUGUUUUAGUGAUCAUUUCACCUCUGCCAAAGUGAGAACCAAACACUUUCCUUUUUAAGUGAUAAUGAUGAUUCUUACAAAUCCAACUUCUGUUAAUUAUUUUGGACAAUUACUACCCGUAAAUGCCCAUUAUAAUGUCCUUAGUUGAAGUUAGUUGAAGGGCUCUUUAAUCUUUGUAUUAAACAGACAGAAUACAGUACUCAGUGCUAGAAUAUUAUAUUUGAAGAAUUAGGCAUAUUUCAAUCACUAUGGUUUUAGACCAGGUACUGUCUACUGUAUGGUUUCUAUGGAGCCUAGUUAGUACAUUACGCAACAGCAGUGUCGGGAAUGUCAUUCUAAGUAGAAAUAAAAUCCCUGCAUCUUAAAUCCCAUUUUACUUUUUUUAAUAGCUUGUUAAACGCUGUAGGAUGUAUUAUUUUCAUCAAUCUGUUUGAGAUUCACUUGCUUGCAGAGACAGUAGAAAUGUACCUGAAAGCUUUGCAGGAUCCCACAUUUGAACCCGGGCCGGCGUUUCAUAGCAUGACUAGGAGCUUUGACUUGAUUGUGAACCUGAGUUUUCAUCCAUACACUUGCAUUAGCAUACACUGUACAUUACAGUAGUUACUCCACAGAGGAUGGUAAGACUACUCUUCUGUCAGCAGUUGAGUCCAAGAAAAACAGAAGCAUAUCAAACCCAACGACAAACUGUCUCAUAGCCCACUGAAUGGGAGCUGCUUUGGGAAUGACAAGUGUGUGUGCGUGCGACACUGGUCUGUCACUGACUCCCAACUGCCACUCUGUCCUGUGCCCAGUACCAGCAGGAAAUCGCCAUCCUGCAGGACAAGCUGUGUCAGUCAGCCAAGAAGCUGGAGGAGUAUGAGUGUCACCUUAACGGCCAGGACGAGCAGACCCAGACGAUGCUGCUGGAGUACCAGGCGCGCCUGGAGGACACGGAGGAGCGCCUGCGCCGGCAGCAGGACGACAAGGAGCUCCAGAUGAAGAGCAUCAUCACCAGGUGAGGUGUCCUCUACCUACCAGUGGAGACUGGUGUCACUUUAAAUCGGAGCAAAAGAUGUGUACAUCAUCUAAUGUGCAAAAGAUGAUGUACAAAUAGAGAUACUGGGGUGAAAAUGAGCAAAAUAAAUAACAAUAUGGGGAUGAGGUAGUUGGGUGGGCUAAUUUCAGAUGGGCUGUGUACAGGUGCAGUGAUCGGUAAGCUGCUCUGACAACUGAUGCUUAAAGUUAGUGAGGGAGAUAAGUGUCUCCAGCUUCAGAGAUUUUUGCAAUUCGUUCCAGUCAUUGGCAGCAGAGAACUGGAAGGAAUGGCGGCCAAAGGAGGUGUUGGCUUUGGGGAUGACCAGUGAGAUAUACUUGCUGGAGCGCAUACUACGGAUGGGUGUUGCUAUGGUGACCAUUGAGCUAAGAUAAGGCGGGGAUUUGCCUAGCAGUGAUUUAUAGAUGGCCUGGAGCCAGUGGGUUUGGCGACGAAUAUGUAGUAAGGACCAGCCAACAAGAGCGUACAGGUCACAGUGGUGGGUAGUAUAUGGGGCUUUGGUGACAAAACGGAUGAACUGUCAACUAUGGACUUUGUCAUUUGGUCCUGGUUUUGUGUACAACUGUGUUUUUAAUGUCUCACAUUUAUUUGUUCUGUUGUCUGUGCUAUGCAUCGAGAAGAUAAAUGUGAUCUUUUUAACAUCACUGUAAAAAAUUUAAAAAGUAGUGAGUGCAUACAUUUUCAUACUUUUUUUGUACUGGUCCCUGUGGGAAUCGAACCCACAACCCUGGCGUUGCAAGUGCCAUGCUCUACCAACUGAGCUACACGGGACCAGUCAAUCAAUCAACAACUCCAGCCAUCAGUACAGACAUAUCUUUGUUACUCUUUCAGGCUGAUGUCUGUUGAGGAGGAACUGAAGAAAGAUCAUUCAGAUAUGCAGUCGAUAGUGGACUCAAAACAGAAGAUCAUUGAAGCCCAGGUGAGUGCUUAGUGUCCACACGAGAUGUUUUGCCUGGCAAGAUAUGUUUUUUCCACAACUGUAAAUAGAAAGUAUUUACUCAAAUAUUGUAUUCACAGAUUUACUGUAACAUGUCAGACUACAGACUUGAAGAGAACAGCGCCCUCUGGCGUUAUAAAUGUUAACAACCUACUCAGAUUGAAAAUGAUAGGUGUCACUCACUGCAAACAAUCCAGCCACUGGAAUUACUGUAACAAGUACAGAAUGUACUGUAUGUGGACAUUCUACGUUUUUACUUCAGCAACAUUCCCUUUCUGUUUACAAUAGUGGCUGCUUGUUUUGUUUAAGUCAUGUUGGUUUGCUGAGAAGCUGUAGUACAGUCCAUCAGAGCCAUGUUAUGAAGGAUUCAUUGGAUUGUGUGGCGACAACCCUCCUCUUCUCUACCUCCCUCCUUCCUUCUCUACCUCCCUCCUUCCUUCUCUACCUCCCUCCUUCCUUCUCUACCUCCCUCCUUCCUUCUCUACCUCCCUCCUUCCUUCUCUACCUCCCUCCUUCCUUCUCUACCUCCCUCCUUCCUUCUCUACCUCCCUCCUUCCUUCUCUACCUCCCUCCUUCCUUCUCUUCCUCCAUCCUUCUAUAUUCCUCCUCACUUUGCAGGAGAAACACAUCGCGUCUCUGGACGCGGCCAACGCCCGCCUGAUGAGCGCUCUGACCCAGCUGAAGGAGCGCUACAGCAUGCAGACCCGUAACGGCAUCUCCCCUACCAACCCCACCAAGCUCCAGAUCACGGAGAACGGAGAGUUCAGGAACAGCAGCAACUGCUAG
Messenger RNA from Coregonus sp. 'balchen', 34428 nucleotides. NCBI's taxonomy places the organism in Eukaryota, Metazoa, Chordata, Actinopteri, Salmoniformes, Salmonidae. The record is from the annotation of a GenBank genome assembly.